Molecule: messenger RNA, 8193 nt
Organism: Lemur catta (Ring-tailed lemur)
Lineage: Eukaryota; Metazoa; Chordata; Mammalia; Primates; Lemuridae
Gene: MCC
Product: MCC regulator of WNT signaling pathway
Exons: 18
Coding region: 168-3044 (958 amino acids)
Biological process (GO): negative regulation of canonical Wnt signaling pathway
Cellular component (GO): cytoplasm
Molecular function (GO): calcium ion binding
Source: RefSeq, a predicted model, not a curated record
UGUACACUUUCCACUUUUCUAGAAGCAAUGACAAAGUUAAAAAUGGGUCUAAUAUGUACGGAUAUAUUUAAGAAAUACCCUUUUUUUCAUGAACCCCUUUCUCUCCCUCAAAUCUCUGUCCUAACACAUUUUCUUCUGUUCACCCCCUCUGUAGAAAUGACUUGUUGAUGGUCUGUCGCCAAUUGAAUAUGGAAGAGUCUGUGGCUGAGAUCAUGAACCAAUUGGGUGCAGAUGAAAACGGGAAGAUUUCCUUUCAGGAUUUUACAAGGUGCCGCAUGCAGCUUGUUCAAGAAAUUAGGAAGGAAGAAGUAGACCGUUCUGUGAAGUCAGACAACUCCUGUAAAAAGAAGCUGAGGGAUAGAAUUGCUUCCUGGCCCACGAGCAGUGACAACAGUCUGGGUGCCUUAUCAGCAGCCAGGGAGAGCUGGGAAUACGACUCUGGUGCCAGGGACCUCCAGAGCCCGGACUUGCAGAGUCAGGCGGCCCUCCAGAAGCUGCUCGAGUGCGGCGGAAGCUCUCUGCACCAGCAUGCUGCCCUCCACAAACUGCUCACACAGUCCUCGCGUUUUGGCAGCUCCAUAGGAGGAAGCUAUCUGGAGCUGGCCAACACGCUCCAUUCGGCAGCCCUGGCAUCACUGAAGGGAGAUAUAGCGGAGCUCAAUAAACGUCUGCAGCAAACGGAGCGGGAACGGGACCUUCUGGAAAAGAAAUUGGCCAAGGCGCAUUGUGAGCAGUCCCACCUCAUGAGAGAGCAUGAGGACGUGCAGGAGCGAACGACGCUUCGGUACGAGGAGCGCAUCACAGAGCUGCACAGCAUCAUUGCCGAGCUCAACAAGAAGAUAGACCGCCUGCAGGGCACCACCAUCAGGGAGGAAGAUGAGUACUCGGAGCUACGAUCAGAGCUCAGCCAGAGUCAGCACGAGGCCAACGAGGACUCUCGAAGCAUGGACCAAGACCAGACCUCCGUCUCCAAUCCCGAAAACCAGUCCACCAUGGUCACUGCCGACGUGGACAACUGCAGUGACCUGGACUCAGAGCUGCAGCGGGUGCUGACGGGGCUGGAGAAUGUCCUCUGUGACAGGAAGAAGAGCAGCUGCAGCCUCUCGGUGGCCGAAGUGGACAGGCACAUCGAGCAGCUCACCACGGCCAGCGAGCACUGCGACUUGGCCAUUAAGACAGUCGAGGAGAUUGAGGGCGUGCUUGGCCGGGACCUGUAUCCCAACCUGGCGGAAGAGCGGUCUCGGUGGGAGAAGGAGCUGGCUGGGCUGAGGGAAGAGAAUGAGAGCCUCACUGCUAUGCUGUGCAGCAAAGAGGAGGAGCUGAACCGUACCAAGGCCACCAUGAACGCCAUCCGGGAGGAGCGGGACCGGCUCCGGAGGAGGGUUCGAGAGCUUCAAACUCGACUGCAGAGCGUUCAGGCCACAGGCCCCUCCAGCCCUAGCCGCCUCACUGCCACCAACCGCCCGAUCAACCCCAGCACCGGAGAGCUGAGCACAAGCAGCAGCAGCAAUGACAUUCCCAUCGCCAAGAUUGCUGAGAGGGUGAAGCUAUCAAAGACAAGGUCCGAAUCCUCGUCGUCUGAUCGGCCAGUCCUGGGCUCAGAAAUCAGUACCAUAGGGGUGUCCAGCAGCGUUGCAGAACACCUGGCCCACUCGCUUCAGGACUGCUCCAACAUCCAAGAGAUUUUCCAAACACUCUACUCACACGGAUCUGCCAUCUCUGAAAGCAAGAUUAGGGAGUUUGAGGUGGAAACAGAACGGUUGAAUAGCCGGAUUGAACAUCUCAAAUCCCAAAAUGACCUCCUGACCAUAACCCUGGAGGAAUGUAAAAGCAACGCCGAGAGGAUGAGCAUGCUGGUGGGGAAAUACGAAUCCAACGCCACAGCGCUGAGGCUGGCCUUGCAGUACAGCGAGCAGUGCAUCGAGGCCUACGAGCUCCUGCUGGCGCUGGCCGAGAGCGAGCAGAGCCUCAUCCUGGGGCAGUUCCGAGCGGCCGGCGUGGGGUCCUCCCCCGGAGACCAGUCAGGGGACGAAAACAUCACUCAGAUGCUCAAGCGAGCUCACGACUGCCGGAAGACAGCCGAGAACGCCGCCAAGGCCCUGCUCAUGAAGCUGGACGGCAGCUGCGGGGGCGCCUUUGCUGUGGCCGGCUGCAGCGUGCAGCCCUGGGAGAGCCUGUCCUCCAACAGCCACACCAGCACAACCAGCUCCACAGCCAGUAGCUGCGACACGGAGUUCACCAAGGAGGACGAGCAGCGGCUGAAGGAUUACAUCCAGCAGCUCAAGAACGACAGGGCCGCCGUCAAGCUGACCAUGUUGGAGCUCGAGAGCAUCCACAUCGACCCCCUCAGCUACGACGUCAAGCCCCGGGGGGACAGCCAGCGGCUGGAUCUCGAAAACGCUGUGCUGAUGCAGGAGCUGAUGGCCAUGAAGGAGGAGAUGGCCGAGCUGAAGGCCCAGCUCUAUCUGCUGGAGAAAGAGAAGAAGGCCCUGGAGCUGAAGCUGAGCACGCGGGAGGCCCAGGAGCAGGCCUACCUGGUGCACAUCGAGCACCUCAAGUCCGAGGUGGAGGAGCAGAAGGAGCAGCGGAUGCGGUCGCUCAGCUCCACCAGCAGCGGCGGCAAAGACAAACCCAGCAAGGAGUGUGCUGAUGUCGCCUCCCCAGCUCUGUCCCUAGCUGAACUGAGGACGACGUGCAGCGACAGCGAGCUGGCUGCGGAGUUUGCCAACGCCAUCCGGCGAGAAAAGAAGUUGAAGGCCAGAGUUCAGGAGCUGGUGAGCGCCUUGGAAAGACUCACUAAGAGCAGUGAAAUCCGCCAUCAGCAGUCAGCGGAGUUUGUUAAUGACCUCAAGCGCGCCAACAGCAACCUGGUAGCUGCCUAUGAGAAAGCAAAGAAGAAGCAUCAAAACAAACUGAAGAAGUUGGAGUCGCAGAUGAUGGCCAUGGUGGAGAGACAUGAGACCCAAGUGAGAAUGCUCAAGCAGAGAAUAGCUCUGCUGGAGGAGGAGAACUCCAGGCCACACACCAAUGAGACUUCACUUUAAUCAGCACUUGGGCACCAAAGUUCUGCCCAUGGGAGCUAAACUAUAGCAGGCCCCAGAGGAGAGAAGGGCCCCGAGGGACAGAGUAUCUGUUGGGAGGAGGAGGAAAGGUAAGGUUGGCAGGUAGCUCAGCACUUGGACAAUGGAGUGCCCCAGACUCAGCUCUUGGGGUAAGUGGCCCUGGUGACACAAUGUGGACUGUACCCAGAAGUUCCUGCUCCUCCCCCACCCCGGACCCACAGCGGCAUGUAAACGUGCUGUGUGCCUGCUCUGCUCCACACUUGAGUUCCCACUCUCCCUCCUUUUCUGGGCUAGAGGCUGUGCAUCUGUGGGAUCCCAGGCAUUUGUUUUUAUAAGAUUUUCCAUUCUAUUCUCGUUAGCAGAGUGGGCUUAUCUUCUGGCAUCCACAAUUUCUCCUCUUUCCUCCCCCCUCAGGGGAAAACUGACACACAUUCAGGAGUCUGUGUGUGCCUCCAGCAACUAGGACUGGUGAUUUGCUUAAUGCAACAAGGCUUUGGUUUUCAAGACACAUGUAUCAACUCUUAAGAUAUGGCUGCCACACACAGGUGCUCUCUGGGAGUCACAGAUCAUGGGCAGAUGGUACAGAGGUGUUAUAGUUCCAGAUACACUGAAGUUACAAGCAGAGCAACACCAGGGCUGUGCUGGAACAAAUCUGUAUCCAGAGAAUAAAAACUUCCUUCAACUUCCAUUUUUGGAGGCAGGGCUGAGAAGGGAGCUCUCUUGUGAUUCCAGGAUUUUUCCCUCCCAGUGGAGCUUUAUUAAUAGCCAGGACGUAGAGCUGAGAAUCCUACUGAUACGUGUAGUGGAAAUAAAAUUUUAUUAAGGGUUUCUUCAAGAGCAGAGAAGCAUUAUCAUCACUUGCCACCCCAGGGUACUACCUAAUUGCUGUUUUGCUGAAUCAAAACUCGUCCACAUGAGUAUCUUUGUAUUGCUGAACCUGUCUCUAGGUACGGGUGAGAGGCUGUGCAUUGUCAGACACGGAGGAGGUAAUGAAUGUUUUGCAAAACUGAUCCACCUAUUUAAGAAUGCUACUGAACCGCACCAAGUUCUAGACUUAACUCCUGCUGUCACGAAGGGGGACAGGGUAAGGGAAUGGUUGGUAAGGUCUCCUUUCUUUCCCCAGAUGGUGACAGUUAGCAUGUGGUGCUUACAAGGUUAAAUUUCAAGCAAAAUGCUAACAGGGCCAGGCAGGACCAAAGUAUCUGAACAUAAAUCCAUUAUUCCUUUUCUACAGGAACCUUCACUGUUUUACCCCUUGUUUGUCUUUCAGCCCAACACUGAUACACUUAAAGGACCACUUUCUGGUUUUUUAGUAGCACUAGAGAAUCUACCCAAGCUUCCCUAUGAGAAAUAUAUGCUAGUGCCACGGUUAACUACAAAUUAAAGUUUCUGCUUUUGACCAGGUCACUGUAGUAGAGUCAUCGGGUCCAUAAGCUUUGGGUGGGUCUCUUCAGAGAGCAUGAUAACAAAUUCCACAGCCUUCUGUACAAUGGGGAAAGAUACUCCCGACACCAAACCAAUUGGUAUUAGUCUGGAAGGACCAACUUUUGGGUGCUUUGAUCACUGUGAAAAAGCCCACUGGCUUCUAUCUUUUGGUCAAAGUUAAUUCCUGUAAGUGACUUUUUAAAAAAUUAAUUUUUACUCAUUGGAUAAAGUUGCAUUUUGUCAUGAGGAAAAUGUUUUGGCUGAAAAGUACAUGCAGAAAAAAAUGUGUAAUAGAUGAAAUCAGUUUUCACCAUUUUUCCAGCUUGCCUAGGGAACAUUCUCCCCUGAACAAAGUGGGACAUGCAUGGCUCUCUCUUUUGUGAUUGAACAGGUAUCAAAAUGGACAGUUUUCCAUUUGCACCACUCCCUGUAGCUGAAGCAGGAAUGAAAUCCUGCCUGCUGACUUCUGCCUCCAUUCUUGUGGCAGGUAAAAUCAGAGAACCCACCCUUUAGGCCCUGUAACGUCUCCAGACAGGAGAGGCCUCAGCUCCCGUUAUGGGCCCCAGUAUUACUCAUCCUACCUGGCCUUAGUGAGUUUAUACGUCAAUAUAAUAUUUUCAACCAUGUGGUGAUCUCGGUGAAAACUAUUUCCCAAACAAGUGUUACUUCUAUAAAAUCUGUAAAAUAAAAAAGCUAUAAAAUAGUUGAUUUCCUUUUCUUGUAUUUUUCAAGUACUCCCCAAGACAUAAUCUUUGUUGAAAGUGAACUAGCAGGCACUUGGUUAUGCUAAUCGUGGGAACUACUGAACUGUGCAGAUUAAAUAAAUGACUGCAGAUGCCUGGGUAAUUUUCCUUUUUCUGUAGAACCCGGCUCUACUUUAUUUCUCUCUAAAUAGGAGCUGGUUUACAUCAGCAUCAUCUCCAUCAGGGGUAAACAAUGAUCUUGAUCUUAACUUUUAUGAAGUUUUUAAAACCUUCAGAAUUUCAUAUUUUUAUUUUCUCCAGUUUCCUAAGUGGUUACCCCUUUUAGACAAUCACCUCCCCUGUUCAGAGUUUAGUCUUUGGCUCUUGGAGAAAUGGGCAUGGAGCAAAAGGAUCCAUUUCCCAAUUCCCUUGAAAUAUGUUUCCCAUUGCUGAAUUGAGGCAAAUAAAACCAACUAGGCAGAGAGACUGCUGUCCAUAGCUGGAGUGCCAUUAGUGCAUGAGCCCACCAGCUGGAUCUGAUGUUCUGCCAAACCCCAGAGGUACCAGCUACCAAAACUGCCAUGGACUUGUAGGCAGUAAGAUUCCUUAAAGUUACUUAUGAUUAAAUAUACUGUGAUCAGAUAGUUGAGAUUUUUCACACCAUCCAUCUCAUGCUUUAGCCCCAGAUGGACACUAGAUAUUUUAUCAUUGCCAAUGGAGGUAAUUACCUGUUUCAUAGUCACUCUCAUCUGCUGGCAUGUCAGGUUUCUGAAGUUAAUGUCCAUGCUGUCUGAAACUGGAAUGUUAGGUUAAUAAAAAAAAUUAAGUGCCAAUUAAACAUAAUUGCUUAAUUCUCCUUUUAGAUGCAUGUACUUCUUACUAAGUCUUCCUCUAAGCCCUCAGCAAUAUCUUACCGAGAGCUCAGAGAACUCUAAAUCAGAACCUUGACAUUUUACAGAAAGGCAGUCCAAACUAGAGCCUAUCAGCUUUUCCUUAAAAAGUGUUAGGAUGAGGGGGUAGUAAGGAUUUUACCCCCCUAAGGAAAACCUGAAACUAUUUGAAAGUCUUCUAGUUCCUAGCUGGAUCCAGAUUAAAGUAGAAACAAAACAAAGAAAAAAUGCCCCAUAGUUAUUACCUGACCAAGACUAGACUGCCUAUGUCACUGGCAUGAAUUAAUUUAGUUGCCCGUUCCCUUCUAAAGGUGCUUCCUUUAACCCACAAAAAUUAUCCUGCAAUUAUUUUUUAAUUCUAUCAUCUCAUGCUUAUGUUUUAGAUGUGAUAUCAAGACUAUAGAAGACACCCAAACUUUUAUUAAUAAUUUAAGUGUCCUUUUUCUCCAUAAAGCUUUAAACCAUUUGCAAACGCAUAAAUAGGAGCUAUCGCAUUAGUUCUAUGAACUACUUAUAGCUUCACCUACUCCUGGAUGCAGGAAACAGAACUAUAGCAAGUUCUUACAGCCCAAACGGAGAGAAUUCUCUAAGGGGUGAAAUUUCUGCGUUGAACUUAAUUAGGGUGCAGCCAUACAGUUGCCAAGGUUUUGCAGGGCAGGGGACGCUUAAGUCACGUUUUGUUUUUUCUGCAGAGGGUGACAGCUUUGUAGAACACUAUAAAAAUUUUCAGGAAAAAAAAAAAAUCAUACAGCAACUAUUUUUCUGUUUAUCCAAUGGAACAGCCUAUUUGACAAGGAAUAAUAAAACAUCUGACUCACCUUUGACUGAGGCUUGCAAACUCUAUAGAGUUUCUAGAAGAGGCAUAACCUGUUCCAAAACAAAAAUUAUGCCUUUGCUACACAGUUCUUGAAGUUUAUCUAAAUCCUACUCUAGUUAAUUGAAACCUUGUAUUUGUAUACAGGUCAGGUUAAAAACAAGCUCUGAACCUAUGGCCUUCAGAAGUACCUUCUAUUAUUUCACAUACUUGAAUUAGUCUCUAAUACGUUUGUAUUCACUAAGACAGAUAUGCCUUUGGCUGCCAAGAACUAACUUUAGAAUUGGAAACAGAAUUAUCAAUUAAUGUAAUGGUGACUGCUGUCACCACAGCAUCCCUGAGCACUCCAUGGGUGUUAAAAUAACAAGUGGGAAAGAGUACAAAAGCUAAAUAGCAGCUGGUCAUGUACUCUUGUUUUGCUAAUACCUGGGCAGAGAAACAGGUUCACAUGCAACCAUUACAUUUUUGGUUAAGAAUUAUACUGGAUAAAUUCUCUAUCACACUGCAUCUGAGUGAGAUUUUGCAUGGGACCAAGAUAAAAAAUUAUUCCGUUCCAGAAACAGCAACUGCUGUUGGAUAACCACACUCUUCACUAGUACUCGAUCUUUCCAUAGUUACUCACCUGCUAUUCAAUCUGAAAUAUCAGCUCAGCAUAACAGCAUAAGUUAUAUACAAAAUUCCUCCACAUUCACACUGAUGUCCUGGGUUAGUAGUUCUUCCUCUACUGCUUUUGCACUUUUUACAAAUCAAAUUCAUGUGGAAAAUGUUCUGUUUGUAGAACUCACAGUAUUCACUUAUAGUGCUCAUGUCAGGACUGCCAAGUGAGUAAAAGCCCCUGAUAAUCUGCUUUUGUUUGAACCUAAUGCAAAGAAAAUGAAACAUGCUCACUUCUCUUCUACUCCUUAUCAGUUUUUAGACACCUUGUCAAGACUUAUUUACUUUGCAUGAGAUUUAAGUUUUCUAUUUGAAAAUGUCCUACUUUUAUACCACUUGAAUUAUUAGAAAAACCUGCUUGAAUGUAUUGUCAGUUAUUAAAGCACAUGUGAUUAAGUUUGCAUUUAUCAGUAUUGUUCUGUUGUUUGUAUUGAAAGUCUCAUUUUAAAGUUGCUACUUAACACUGUACUAUACCUUGUAAUUUUUUAGAUUUUUCACUUGUAUGCUUUAACUGUUUCCAGAUGCCUUUAGUUUUAGCUGCUGUAAAAUAGCUACUCUGUUAUUUGAUAUAGAAUUGUUUUUUUAAAAACUCCAUUUAUUUAUACAGAGACAUUUAUAAUAUUUUACAAACAUUCUUAUAUUCUGAAUAAAUAUUUCUAAUUCCA